AUGUCUCUUCUGCUGUUCGGAGGUCGCCGUUCUCCUCUCGACUCCUUCUACCGCGAGAUGCGCGACAUCGAACGAGCCAUGGCCCAUCCGCACUGGCACGCCGCCAACUUCCUCGACUUUAACUCCGCUGCUGACGUCGGACAGGUCCGUUUUUACAUUUACUGACUACAGUUUUUCAACUGGGUUCGAAAACUGCAUAGGAGAUCUAUAAAAAAAAGAGAAAUAAAUUAUAUUUUGAAAGUUGAUAGAUCUGGCCCUGAUGAUCACGAAAACAUGUAUCUUUUUUAGGAAAAAAAAUUUUUUUUUCAAACCUUUCACAUUCACAUUCUCUUUAUAGCAACUUUCAGGGCCCAUAACUUUUCUCAUAGAUCUCUUAUGCCUUUUCCAAUCACAAAAUCAGAAAUAGCUCAAAAAUUACGCCUAGUUAUCCUAGCCUCUAGUUUUCACGCAAAUAUAAACCCAGACAAUUUGUAGGUGACCAACGACGCCGACAAGUACGGCCUGAAGCUGGACGUCUCCCACUUCCGCCCAGAAGAGCUGCAAGUUCACUUGGACGGCCGAAAAUUGACUGUCGAGGGCAAACACGAGUCCCGCACUGAGCAUGGAAGCACUCAGAGGUUGGUUAUUUGGAAGAAACAGCGAAAAUGGAAGAAAAAAUGCUUAUUUCAUUCCGCCUAGAAAAUGAUGAAAGCAUGAAUUUCCAAUAAGAUGAUUCCAGAUCCUUCGUCCGCAGCUUCCUCCUGCCAGAAGACGUCGACGUCGCCGCCGUCAGCUCGAAUCUGACCAACGAGGGUCACCUGGCGAUCGAGGCCCCUAAGGUGGCCACUACCCGCGGUCGAGCCAUUCCAAUCACCCGCGCAUCUAACGAGGCUAUCACUGCCAAGCCAAAGGAGAACGCCGAGAAGAAAUAA
Molecule: messenger RNA, 911 nt
Organism: Caenorhabditis auriculariae
Lineage: Eukaryota; Metazoa; Nematoda; Chromadorea; Rhabditida; Rhabditidae
Source: the annotation of a GenBank genome assembly